GUACAGAUCAUCGGGAUUUUUGUUCGUACUGGAAGUAGGACCUCGGCAUCGGCUUUAUCGAACGAUGAACGAAUCAGUCAUUUAGAACCCUUAAAAUCAAAAGGAUGGAAGAUUGUUGAGGGACGAGAUGCGAUUCAAAAGAAUUUUAUUUUCAAGGAUUUCAAUGAAGCUUUUGGCUUUAUGACACGUAUAGCAAUGCAAGCUGAAAAAAUGAACCAUCAUCCGGAAUGGUUCAAUGUUUAUAAUAAGGUUGAUGUAACGUUAAGUUCGCAUGAUGUGAAUGGUUUAUCGAUAAGAGAUGUAAAGUUGGCUGAUUUUAUCGAAAAAUUAAUUGCAUGA
Messenger RNA from Dracunculus medinensis (Guinea worm), 339 nucleotides. Lineage: Eukaryota; Metazoa; Nematoda; Chromadorea; Rhabditida; Dracunculidae. The record is from the annotation of a GenBank genome assembly.